This is a messenger RNA of Bactrocera neohumeralis, 6254 nucleotides long. RefSeq lists its product as uncharacterized. Lineage: Eukaryota; Metazoa; Arthropoda; Insecta; Diptera; Tephritidae. The transcript has 7 exons. Gene Ontology annotation, molecular function: protein binding. The record is from RefSeq and is a predicted model, not a curated record. The coding region runs from base 1628 to 2974 and encodes 448 amino acids.
CCUUGUGAAUUAAACGUGAAAACGACGCAAAAAAUUGGUGCAGCGAAAUUAAUUCAAAUUUAAACGAUUAAUAAAGAAGCUAAAGAAUUGAAAUAAAUUAUAUUUUAUAAUAUUUCGACAUAUUGAUUUAAAUUUUAUAAGAGUGAAAACAAACAAGUGCAUUUCUGAUGCAAAGUUCAUGGAAACCUCACUAUAUUUCAAUGGAAUUCGUUCGAAAGAGAUUUACACUUCAAUGGAAUUCUAAAAUCAAUGCCAUUCAGAGCCGCAGACCGCCAGGCCCAUUGUAACCAUUCAGUGCACAAAAGAUAUUACGCAUUACUGCAUUCAGUACGCAGUGAGUUGUAGUAAAAACUACGAGUCUAUACAUACAUAUAGCUACAUAUUUGAAACAAAAUCGAAAACUUCAAAGCACUUGCGAAGGUCCCGCAUACACAUCCGGAGCCCCUACAAAUUAAACGAAAAAGAGGUUGCUGAAAAUUUUUGAGCCACUCCGAAAAGCAACAGCAGACGAUGCAAGAAAAACGGAUACAAAACAACGCAGGCAACAAACAAUAACAAAAUUCAAGCGAAAAGCAAAACGGAAUAAAAACAAACAACAAAGCGAGACACGGCACGCUCCGGCAUAGUAAUUUCGAGCUUUUGCUCUCGUGCAGCCGCAAUCGCAUCGCUUCAGCUUGCAAACGUAAAAGUUCAACGCCACAGUUAUCUCCUGCUUGCCUACCAACUUGCGCUCAGCGUAGGCACAAGCGACAGCGACCUCAGGCUCAGCUCAGUCCUUAUCAGCAUCGCAGUCGCAUCAGUUGCUUCAGUGGCUUGGCGCACCUGUUCGGCUGAAAAAGUUGCUUUUUGUCGGUUUCGCAUGCUUACGCUCAUCGAAGAUUUACACAUCGAUGAAGUAAUUUCGUGUAUUUGCUGAAAACGAAAAAAGUCGCUCAUACGACACGGUGUCUGAGUUACUUUGCCGGUGCUGACGCGUACACUUACACAGCGUGUGUAAACAAAAUGAUACAACAGUGCGCUUGUAAUCGCAGAGGAGCAUAAAAUACAAGAAAAACAUGCAUUUUAAUUAGUGAAACUUGUUUUUGCAGAACUGACAGUGAAACAAAUAAAAAUAAAUUAAAAAAAACAUCCUUAAGUAUACCCUAAGGUAACAAGAAUAAUAUGUAAAAACAGCACGAAAGUCCAAAAUAUGGGUCACAUAUGCAUGCAAAUUUUGAAUGUAUAGCAUUAUGGCAUUCAUGUGAAUUUGACGCACAAAGAAAACUAAUCCAAUUUAUUGGCACUUCUGUGAAUAAUAAGUGGGAACCAGCAGCACAAAAACACAACAAUACAACCAGGAAAUCUUUAGCAACAGGAUAACAAAGAACCUACCAACCACCGCUUAUAAAUUAUUUAAGACAAUCUAACAACUGAAACUCGUUUCUGUCCAAAAAUGCAAUAAAUGUUAAAAGCUCACACAAAACAAAAUAUUAACGGUUAUACAUACAUACAUACUCGUGCAUAAAAACUUUUCAAAGACUUGACACGCUCAGCGAAAACUUAUCAAAGCUGUGUAAUACGAAACGGAAAGGAUCUGGAUAAUUUUUCACAAGGCAUACCAAAAAAACGUAGCUUACUGAGAAACAAAAUGUCGAAUUUGCUCUACAUGGAUGAAACGAAUUGCAAUGGCAUCUAUGCGUCCAAAGUCAAUAGUACGGCAUCACCACUAACAACAACAACAUCAAACAACAAUAACAUCACUAACUGCAACGAAAGCAGCAACAAUAUUUUGCAUGCAAGCAACAUUAUUAUGAGCACGACCAACAGCAGCAACAACAAUAGCAACGUUAACGGCAAUAGCACCAGUAACAUCAUAAAUAACGCAAACACAAAUAAUAUCAACAACAUCAACAUCAUGAAUAUAGCAGCCUCGACUGUGGCAAUGACAGCGGCGGUUGCCAACGCCAACGUCAACGCUGCCGGCACCGCCACCGGCCUCACGUCGACCACACUACCCACAUCCGUCUCGAAUGAGGAUCUAAGUCAGAGUUUAUCCGAGUACACGGAUGCGGAUGAAAGCAUAUCAGCACCGACCGAGUUUCUUGCUGAGUUUCUCUCUGCGGUGAUGCUUAAAGAUUACAAAAAAGCCUUGAAAUACUGCAAACUGAUUUUACAAUACGAGCCAAACAACGCAACAGCCAAAGAAUUCUACCCUCUUAUAAUCGAAAAGUUACGAGACGCAGCGGCCAGCGACAGUGAUGAGAAUUACAAUAAAUCGUCUUCACCCGAACCAGUUUUAGAACUGCAAUCCUCGGAUCCAUCGGCAGGCGAAAGUGAUGAUGCGGCUUUUGAAGACCAAGCGAUCGGUAUUAUUGAUGAUGGGAUUGAUGAGUAUGGACUGGCAGAGGACAACUGUCAUUCUUUGGAUGGCUCAAAUAGCCACGAACUAAAUGUAAGUAGUCGGAGCGGCAGUAGUGACUCGGCGGGUGGUAGUAUAAGUGAAUCGAUGGAUGAAGAGCUCGAAGGAGAGGAAAUCGAUGACGAGGAUAUUGAUGGCAUUGAUGACGAUGGUGUCGGAGAUGAAGAUGAAGACGACGACGACGAUGAUGACGAAGUGGAAGAUGUCAACAGCAGCAGCGGUGAUGACUUGCCAAUCGAUGAUCCCAAUUCGAUUGAGGCUGCAGCAGGUACCGGCAAUAAUUCACUUUCGUCGCGAAAUUCAUCUAGUGGCGGUGGCGGCAGCGGACGCAGUCGAAGCGACAACACAACGCACUCAUACUCCAGUUUACUGCUAGAAGAAGAGGACGAUAUAGCGCCGGUUAACCUGAAAUUCACCAAAGAGCUGUCAUCGCCCGAUUUGGAUGUCAGCAAUGGCAACAAAUUACCGUCAACUUCAUGUAGCGACUCGGAAUCACCAACGGAACCGCUAACGCAACGCCUCGCUGCCAUUUUGCGCUCAAAGUGUGGUGUGUCCAGCGCUGGUGACAACUAUUGAAGGCAAUGCAAGUGACACACAAACAAAACGCAUACGCAAACCGCAUAGUUAUCAGGAAAAUACAAAACUUUAGUAUGAAAUGUAUACAAAUGAAUCUAGUUUAGUUGAAUAUAUAAUAUAUACUAAUAUAUGUACUGUGUAUAUUUUCAUGUAUUCACUUGUAGCUAUUUAAGCGUUAUAUACUCGUAGUUUAGUAUAUGUAUAUAUCCAUGUAUUUAUGUACUGGCAUAUAACCAAUUUCGUAUACAACACGUAUAUUCAGAUAUAUGUAUAUCCUUGAAGUAUAUAAUGUACACAUAUUAUACAUUAGCAACUAAAGAGUUGAUUUUCUCAAUUAUAAGCUAAUAUUUAUCAGUCAUCACCACUGACAUUUCCCAUUAAAACUUGCCAAUCACUCUCAAAUUUACUCAGAGAUUCAGCUUUGCUAAACUUUUGACGAAGAAUGCUCAAAAAAGCGUAAAAUAUCGGAAGGAUAACUUAUAAAAUGAUCUACUCACCCUUAAAAUACGAAUAAUUUUCUUACAUACAUACAUAUAUAAAUAAUAUUUGAUCAACUUUUAUAAAUAUAUUUACUUACAUUCUACUAUUAUUAGAAACUGCUAUGAGAUUUUGGAACUAUCUUCGCUGAAAGGACUGAUAUCUAAGAAUACCAGUUUACAGUUGGUUCACCUUAAAGCUAGGACUUUUGUAUCAAAAUUAUUAAGAUCGUAAAUGUUAACGAAAUAAGUUUCAAAAUCUCUCAGCCAAUACUCUUUAUCAAUGACCUAUAAACUUAUAUACUCUUUUGCGUAAUAGUUUAGUAAUUAGUAAUACCUAGUGCAGAGAACUGACUCUUAUUUAUGAUAUUCUAGAUCACAAACCAAGUGGACUUGUAGUGGAUUUUAUAUGCAUGCUUUAGAAUUAGGUUUUAUAGGUACUAGCGAAUUUGAUAAAUUAAUACAAUUAAUAUUUAUUUAGUCUAUAUAUCUAUAUUAUUAAAGUAAAAAUAUACAAAGACAGGUGAGUUGCUGUCGCAUAAUCACCUUCUCAAAGACGUUUUGAAAAUCGUUCAACGAAACUGCGAAAGAGGAAUUCGGAAGUAGGAAUUAAAGGAACUAUUUUAGACGUGGUAUCUUGUUACCAAAACGGUUAUAAAGAGAAAACCACACAUUCAGCUCUACAUCGAUCAAGGAAGGUUUAAUAAGUCCAACUAAAUUUAAAAACAUUCUGAAAAGUCUUUUCAUUAAGCAAAUAAGAUUCACAUGGGCUAAAUUAAUAAAGCAUUACUCGUAAAGCAUUUAAUCAAUGAUUUUAUAAAACCGAAACUAUAUAUUUUUUCUGAUUCUGAUUGGUGUUUGGAUGACACCUAUAAACCAUUGUGCUUCGAUCUGAACAAUAUGUUCGGAAAUUGUACUAAUACCUGGGGUAAUAUCCACGCCACAUUUCGUGACGACAAAUAAAAAACUUUUUCCAAGAAGGACUUAAGCUUGAUCGGUCAGUUUGUAUGGCAGUUAUAUAUUAUAGAGGUCCAAUCCGAGCAGUUUAUUCAGAGUUUGAAUCGGUCCCUCUCUGUCAAAUUUCUUGAAAAUAUCUUGUCAAAUAAAAAGUUUUCUGUACAAGAACAUGAAUAUCGGCGGUUCGGAGAAAUGAGCAAUUUUUUGGAGAGAAAACGUUGAGGAAAUUUUCAAAUCAAUAUCUCAACCUUAGGACCUGGUAUAUAUACAGACAGACGGAAGAGAAGACAAACAGACAGUUGGAUAUAGUCGUCCCAGCUUUUCCUGCUGAUUAUUUAGAAACGUAUUUUCGGGGUCUCCGACGUUUUCUUUUAGGUGUUACAAUCAUUGUUACGUGGCAAACUUGUUAUACCCUGUUCAGGGUACAACUGGUUAAGUGGAAGUAACAUCACAGUGGGAAUAUCAAAGUAAACAGGUUAAAGAAGUUUUAGAAAUUAAUAAAUUUUUAAAAGAAAUGCAACUACCAUUUCGUUCAAUAAACUGGAAAUCAAAUUUUACUAACAGAGUCUCAAAAUAUCAGUUACAGAAGAAAUACUGAAUGUAAUAAUAUUUAUUAGGCAUUAUAGAAGCAAUAACAUUUUAUUUCGGAGACUGAGACUAAAAAGUACGUUCAGCGAAAUCAAACAAAAUUAAAUUUGGUAUCUAAUUUAAUUUCUGAAACCAUUAAAAAACACGUAGAAUAUGUGUUGGGUUAGACCAUAGGCAAGUAUGUAUUUGUUUGGUUAGAAGGUACUAGAUGAACAUAUCGUACAAAGAAAACUAUAUACUUUUGUUAAAUUAAUUAGAAUGGCAAAUCUAUUUCAUAAGCAUUAAAACACAAACUGAACUAUACUGCAUACUAAUUUAUAUCUAAUAAAUAUUUAAUAAUCACAAAAUGAGUAAAUUAUAGAACUGAUGUUCCUCAUAUAAUAUAAAAAUUGAUAUUUGAAAAUAUCACAAUUCGACAGUUAAAUUGUAUUUAUGAGUUUAAUCCAAAAAAUAUUUUCCUUUUUUGCAAAACAAUAUAAGCAUUCACAAAAACAAACAACAUAACAUUAACCGUUCCCACGACAGUCGGGUCUAAGUAUUUGGAACGGACCCGGAAUUUUAUCCGGCCAAGGACUGUCAAAUCGGCACCAUUCCUCGAAAUUACUUCAGGAAUGUUUUCUGCCGCGAUAACAACAACAUAAACAACAUAAUAUAAUAUAUAUGUAUUUAUUCAAAUUAAUUUUUUAAAUACCUAUUAUCACCACUUAAAUACCUAUUUGAAAAAUCGAGUAUACAUAACUGAUUUAAAAUCGCAAAUGUUUCAAAAACAUUAUUGAAUAAGAAAGAAUGUUAAACACAAACACUCGUAAAAGUAAGCUAACAUUACAAAGACUUCAUUAAUAAAGAGACUUUAAACUAGGAAGACGGUGGAUUGUUGCAUAUUAAUUUCCAAGUGCAUAUAUAAUAUAUAUACCAUAUACAUAAGUAUUUAUAAGUUAUAAUCUCAACUAUUUACUAUUUAUACUAAUCUAUAUACUCAAUUUAGGUGCGUGUAAUAACAUAUAGGCACAUUUAGUAUGUACAUAUGUGUAUGGAUCUAUUGUAUGUAUUUAUAUGUAGUUUUCCUGUACGCAUAUUUGUUAAUAGCAAUGUAAUAUAUCAAGGAAAAAUCAAGUGUGAAAGGAACAUUUCUGAAACAUGACACAUAGAUACAUAUAUACUUAUAACACGUAAAACACAACCGCAUACAUAUUUCGUAUAAACCAAAUAAAAAAUAUAUCAAACAAUAUUUCGUAAACAUGCAAAGAAAGCAGGAAUAA